Molecule: messenger RNA, 1872 nt
Organism: Entamoeba dispar SAW760
Lineage: Eukaryota; Evosea; Mastigamoebida; Endamoebidae
Exons: 1
Coding region: 1-1872 (623 amino acids)
Molecular function (GO): ATP hydrolysis activity; ATP binding
Source: RefSeq, a predicted model, not a curated record
AUGAUUUUCUUUGCUGGUGAUAAAGAUUCUGGAAAAAUUCGUCUCACUCGAAAGGAUAUUGAUUCUAAAGGAUUAUUAUUUGAUGAAAGUGUUGUUGUAACUAUCCAAAAUAAUAAAAAGUGUAUUUGUAGAGUUUCUGGUUUUAGUGAUAGUAUUGAAGAAGGAUGUUCUAUUGAUCCAUUUGUUUGUAUUUAUCAACCUAUUGAAAGAAAUGAAAUAAAAAACAUUAAAUCAAUUGAAAAGAUAAAAGAGAUUGAAAAAUGUAUUUCUAUUAAUAUAUCUUUAUGUCCAAUAAAUACUAAUAAAUAUUCAUUUAAUAAUUCAAAAAAUAUUAGUAAAUAUCUUCUUAAUAUAUUAAAUGGACAAACCAUUUGUAUUCAUUCUAUCAUUCAAAUUCAUAUAUUAAAUAUUUUUGUCACUAUUCAAAAUAUUAAUGGACAAUUACCAAAUGGUUUUUAUUCUAUAACUAAAGAUUGUUCAUUUUCUAUUCAAAAUAAUAGUUUAUCUAUUCAAAAACCUAUUGGAUAUGAUUCUUUACUUGAAAAUAUUUAUUUAAUAUUAAAUAAUAAUAAAAUACUUCUUUUAGAAGGAGAACAUGGAAGUGGAAAAACUUUAAUUGCUAAAUAUUGUUCAUAUAAAAUAGGAAAACAAGUUUAUUAUUAUAAUUCAUAUCAAAUAAUUGAGAAUAAUAAUAUUAUUAAUUUAAAUAUUCAUGACUGUGUAAUUGUUCUUGAUGAUAUUGAUGAAUUAAUAAAAGAUUAUUCAUUAUUACUAAUACAUAUUAUUAAACAAUUAAAAAUUAAUAAUAAUUUAAUUAUUUGUACAACAACACAAACAAUACCAAAUAUAUUUAAAUCAAAUGAACUUAUUACUUCUUCACUUAGAAUUUCUCCUCCAAACCAAAUAAUUAGAUAUAAAAUUUUAGAUUCAUUAAAAUGUAAUUGUAAAGAAAUUAAUGAAAUAAUAUCAAAGAAAACAGUAGGAUAUUUACCAAAAGAUUUAUUAUUAUUACAAAAUGAUGUUGAAGCACAAUUUCAUGGAAAUGAAACAACAGAAGAAAAAAUAAAUAUUUAUUUCCAUUCAAUGACAUUUAUAACACCAUCAGUUCUUGUUGGAAGUGAAACAGAUUUUGAUAAAUUACAUUGGGAUGAUAUUGGAGGAUUAGAAAAUGUUAAAAAAGCAAUGAUAGAAGCAAUAGAAUGGCCUAUAACUCAUUCUAAAGAAUUUAAAAAACUUGGAAUUCGACCUUCUCAUGGAGUAUUAUUAUAUGGUCCAAGUGGAUGUGCAAAAACAAGUAUUGUUCGUGCAACAGCAACAAUGUUAAAUACUUCAUUUAUAACAUUGAAUAGUGCAACAAUAUAUUCACCAUAUGUAGGAGAUGCAGAAGCAAGUGUAAGAGAUACAUUUAAAAGAGCAAGAGCAGCAACUCCAUGUAUAAUUUUUAUAGAUGAAAUAGAUACUGUAGUAGGAAUUCGUUCAGGUGGAACAGGAGGUGAUUCAGUUAGAGAUCGUGUAUUAUCAACAUUAUUAAAUGAAAUGGAUGGUAUUGAAGAAGUUGAAGGUGUUAUUUUAGUUGCUGCAAGUAAUAGAAAAGAGUUAAUAGAUCCAGCAUUAUUACGACCUGGUAGAUUUGAUUGUUUAAUUGAAGUUCCUAAACCUGAUCAUAAAACAAGAAUUGAAAUAUUUAAAGUUGCAUUAAAAGAUAUUCCUAUUGAUCAGUCAUUUGAUUUUGAAUUAUUAGCUCAAUUAUCAGAAGGUAAAAGUGGAGCAGAUAUUAAAUGGAUUGUCUCAGAGGCUUGUACACAUACAUUGAGAAAUGACAUUAAUGCUUCUUCAUUAUCAUUCAACUCUUUAAUUGAUUUAUUAGAAUAA